GGGACCAUUCUGAUCUCUUAUAUAAGUUGUCUAAAGAUGCAGUUAAGCAAGGAAAAACAAACAUCCAGAACAGCAUUGACCAAAGAUAUGAGAAAAAAGAGAGCGACUCAAGUUCCUUGUCUGAAAUUGAGAGUGGAAAGGAAAGUGGUGAUUGCCUCCCCGCGUUAAAUUAUCAAAAUUCCACCUGUGUCAAGCUCGGUUCAAGGAUUGUUCGUGUUAAUGAUACAACUGGCAAAAUAUCAGAUGCAGCCGGAGACAGGGCUAUAGAAACCUCUGCAGGAUUGCUCUUCUCUUGUUUUGACAAUAUCAAUAAAACGGGAGUCGCUAAGGCUGAAAAGCUGAGAAACAGGCAUUUAAGUGCAGCUGAAACGGAACACAAAUGGAAUGUUUGGCGCAACAGAAAGCUGAGCGGAGAUGCUCUAAUGGAGCUCAUGAAGAAUCAGAUCAAUCAGGAAGCCAGGCCUGAAGAAAUUGUGGAGAAACUGGGCGUGGAUGCUGAAAUUCUCACUAAAAUGUUUGAGAAAAGAAUGAGGCCGAAGACCCUCGACCUCCGGCCGGCUGCUUUGGGACCUGCUCGGAAGAGCCAUCGGGAGAAAGAGUCUAGCGAUGAAGACGUAGCCUACGAGAACGGCCUAGUGGAUAAGACCGAGUCGCCGGUUAUAUUCGAUUUGGAAGACCUGGAUAACGAACCCAUCCCGCAAGUGAAACCCCUGAAGCCGAUGCAUAAAAAGGCCAAGAAGAUUCAGCGGGCUGUCAGCGUUCCCGUGAAGCCCGUCGAGAAAGUUAAUGUUGAAACUGGCUUUGAUCCACUCUCCUUGCUGGCAGCUGAGACGGGACAAGGGAAGGAAGAGGAGGAGGAAGAGGAGGAGGAGAAAAGGGUCUCCACCCCGUCAGCAAGGCGCGAUUUAGCUGAAGAGAUCGAGAUGUACAUGAAUAAUAUGAGCAGCCCUUUAACAAGCCGGACGCCCAGCAUCGAUCUGCAAAAGGCCUGCGGCGACAAGAACCCCAACAAAAGAAGUCCGACCUUAGGCCAGCCGUGCCGAAGAUCAAGCCUCCCGCCAAACUCACCCAGGUCGAUAGUGCUCCCCAAAUCCAAGAGCUACCAGGUCAAAAACGAAAGAGGAAGGGACCGGCUUUGGUCCUCUCCUGUGUUCUCUCCCAACAACUUGUCAAGGGGGCAACCUGAAGACAUAUCCGGGACAGUAACGCUCGCCUCUCCAACCUCCUUCAACCUGGACACGCUCCUGACGCCGACGUUCGAUGUUCUGAAGAGCAGCAUGUUUUCUGCAGGAAAAGGGGUGGCAGAGAAGGCCAGCAGGUGGUAUUCGAAGUUCGCCACCUACGCAGCAGCGUCGAAGGAUCAAAACUCGGACCGAGCGAGCUUGUCUUCGCUUGGGGCCCUGGAUUCGGAAUCCGCCUCGUUAACCGAUGAAGACAUGUGCAACGACCUGGAAAGCAGCUCCUCUCCUCGAGAUGACGCUCCUUUUCCAAAUCAGAGAUGGUUUCUUCCUGCAGUCCAAGCAGCACGAGCGUCUUCCAGAAUUACGCCCUGGAGGUCCUGAUCUCAAGCUGUUCCCGAUGUCGAACCUGCGACUGCCUGGUUCAUGACGAAGAGAUCAUGGCAGGCUGGACGGCGGACGACUCCAACCUCAACACCACCUGCCCCUUCUGUGGAAAUCUCUUCUUGCCUUUCCUGAAUAUUGAGAUCCGAGAUCUCCGAGGACCUGGAAGGUACUUCUUAAAGCCCAGUCCUUCUUCGGAAACUAUCCAGCUUCCAUCCUCUGGGGUGAACCAGGCCGGCAAAACCUGCAUUGCUGAUCCCCUUUCAGGGUUUACUACCACUUUAAUUCCAGCUCAAAAUGACGUCGUUUCAGAAAGCAGCUGCAAGGCAAAACAUUUGGACACCUUCUGUGCCAAGAGCAUCCAGAUCCCUUCUCAGCGAAGGCAUCCUUCAGCCAAAGAGGAGCCCCUUGGCCACCCCCUGUCAAGAAGCGUCAGUGCGUACAGUUCUUUAGAGAUAGAUGAAGUGGGAGUCCAUACCCACAACCGUGUGGUGCCCACGGGGAGCUUGCCUGCAAAUUUCCAGCAGAGAAUGGAGUCUGUGCAGCUGGAGUGGCAUCUGCCUAGCCCUGAGCCCAUCACCGUUCCUUAUCUAAGUCCUCUCGUUGUCUGGAAAGAGCUUGAGAGCUUAUUGGAAAACGAAGGAGAUCACGUGAUCACCGUGGCAGAAUUUGUGGACCAUCACCCCAUCGUCUUCUGGAACCUGGUAUGGUAUUUCCGGCGGUUGGACUUACCCAGUAGUUUGCCCGGAUUGAUCCUCUCCUCUGAACAUUGCAAUAAAAAUUCCAAGAUACCCAGAAACUGCAUCUUGGAGAACAGCAAGCAUGUUCUGAUUCAGAUGUUGUGGGACAAUAUGAAACUCCACAAAGAUCCAGGACAGCCCCUCUAUAUUCUGUGGAACGCCCAGACUCAGAAAUACCCAGUGGUCCAUUUACUGCAAAAGGACGACAGUUUCUUUAACCAGGAGCUCUUAAGAAGCAUGGUCAAGAGUAUUAAGACAAAUGAUGUCUAUGGACCAAUGAGCCAGAUCCUAGAGAGGCUGAACAAAGGACCACAGAUCAAAAGGCAGAGGAGUCUUUAUAGAGAGAUACUAUUUCUCUCUCUCGUUGCUCUUGGAAGAGAUAAUAUCGAUAUAGAUGCUUUCGACAGAGAAUACAAGAUGGCUUACGAUCGUCUCACCGCGAAUCAGGUCAAGAGCACCCACAACUGUGAUCGGCCACCAAGUACUGGUGUGAUGGAGUGUCGAAAGACAUUUGGGGAGCCGUAUCUCUAGAUGGAAUCAUGGCGCGUCAUGAAGUGCUUUGUAGGUGAACAGUAAAAACAGCCGCCGCAGACUCUCCUCUGAGAAGAAGCCUCUGGGCCUUUGUCUAGAGGAGAAUUCCUGCAAGGAACACAGCCCAGGAUUACGAAAGACCCCUCUCCCUUCCCGGGCUCUCUUUUCAUCUUGACGCAGAGAUAAGCCACGUGGCGCAGAACACGGAGCAUUUUGCGGCAGAAAAGGGCAAAUCAGGGUGGACCAGAAACACGCAGGGAAGGGAGCAUGCAUCAAAUAAGCUUUUGAAAUAAACUGUUUGCCGAGGAGGUGCAAAAAGUGACAGAAAGCAGGCCAGAAUUAUAUUAUAACAGAUUUUAAAUUAUUUAUAGCAAGUUCAUAUUUUUUUAACUUUUUAAAUUCCAAGAGUGAACCGAGGGACUUCAUUGCCUGAACAAUACUUUUCAGAAUAUUGCUGUGUAUAGCAACAGGUCUGAUUUCCCCCCACCCCCUUCCUUUUUUCUAAAGAAACACCUCUUUUGUUUAGCUUUUUUUUUUUUAAUGUAACAGAGAACUUUCGGUACUAUGUUUCCUAUCCUGCAAAAUCUAUAUUUACGUAGCUCGUUUUAGCUGACAAGUAUUGCUGACUCAGUAACAGGAAGCUUGGUAAGUUAACCAGAUUUGUUACAGUUUGAACACUGAAGCUGAUGUCACUUUCCUUCUGUCCCCCCCCCAAGCUGAGAUUCUCCAAUAUUUUUCUGUAAAAAAUCAUUGAAUAUUAGAAGCUGAAUCUUUGCAAAGAACAGUCUAAAGGCAUCUGUGGAGCAGAGUGCAUGCAUCUCUGUACAGCUAGUCCUUGAAUUAACGACCACAAUUGGGACCAGAAUUCCCGUCACUAAGCAAAGCAAUUGUUAAACGGGUCAUACCUGAUGUUACAACCUUUUUGCCAUGGUUAUUAAGCAAAUCACUGCCAUCGUUAAGUCAGUUCUUAAAUUAAUCCAGCUUUCCCCACUGACUGGGAAGGCCAGAAGUGGUGAUUACACGAUUCCAGGACAUUGCAACCAUCGUAAAUACAUGCCAAGCAUCCCAAUUUUAACCACAUAAAUUGGUGCCGUGAUGCAAGUCACUUUUUUUUAAAGCGCUGUUGUAACUUUAAAUGGUCGUUUACAGGAACGGUUGUAAGUCGGGGACUAUCUGUAUAUUGCAGUAAGGAGCUGAGCAUUUGGAAGGCUGCAAAAUAUUCAGGCAGAAUUGCGUCUUUUCACUUUCUAUUGUUCAUGUCUGUGCUUCUUGGUUUUCUAAGAACCGGAGGAGUUGGCUUCCCAUAUUUCAAACUGGCAUAUUGAUGGAGAAUUAGGUGUCUGUAAAAGCAACUCCCUGCCAGAGGUGCACAGUGCUUCAAAUUCAGAUCCUGCGCAUUGCCAAAGAUGCUUUGGAGGGCUUAGGAACAUGGGAAUAGCAUCUGGAAGCAGCCGUGUCUUCCCUAUAUUGGGCAUAAAUGAUCCUUGAAAAAGACACAGUUGAUUUCCAAAAUGUUAUUCUUAUGGUUUCAUCUUUCUUAUUAUCCAAUUCAGGAGUCUCCAAACUCGGCAACUUUAAGACUUGUGGACUUCAACUCCCAGAUUUCCCCAGCCAACUUAUGCUCCCUGCCAGAGGUGCUUAUGCUGGCUGGGGAAUUCUGGGAGUUGAAGUCUACGAGUCUUAAAGUUGCCGAGUUUGAAGACCCCUGAUCUAAUUUAAAGGCAGAUUUUAUCAGAUUCAAGUCUGUGCUAAUAACAGAUGAGAUGCUGAUUUAUGCUUAAUCCAGGAAAAAAUACUUUCAGUACAAAAAAAUCAAAGAGUGACUCUGUGGACACGUCCACUAGUUUUCCUUUCAACAAGAUGAAAAGGAAACCUUUUUCCACGGUGAUUUUUGAUUUUGCAUUCUUGCCAAGAGGCCCGGGAUUUCUUACUGGUCCCCCAUAUACAAUAAAUGCUAAUUUAGCUUUUUUUUCCUCCAAGGUCAUCUCAAACUAGGUGCCCCAAUGCAUUUUAAUAAUUGCAUUAUUGAGAUUUUGAUUCCAUCAGUUUCCUUUGCUUUUGAAGGAUUUAAACAGCAUUUGCCCCUCCAUUUAAAGAAACUGAAAUCUGAAGCCAUUACAGGUGAAACUCAAAAAAUUAGAAUAUCGUGCAAAAGUUCAUUUAUUUCAGUAAUGCAACUUAAAAGGUGAA
Messenger RNA from Thamnophis sirtalis, 5023 nucleotides. The record is from RefSeq and is a predicted model, not a curated record. NCBI's taxonomy places the organism in Eukaryota, Metazoa, Chordata, Lepidosauria, Squamata, Natricidae.